GCUGAGGUAUCUGGGCGCAAGCCAAAUCUAGAAUGCUAUCAACAUGUCUGUUCAAUCGGACCAUUCAAGGCGUCGCUCAAGGGUCCUCCCGAGGUCAAAGCUAGGAUGCAAAACUUGCAAAAUUCGACGAGUCAAGUGCGGAGAAGAAAAGCCUAGCUGUGUUCGAUGUACCAGUACAGGUCGCAAGUGUGACUUUGAAGCCAUACGGCCCUCUUCCACAAGCUCGGUCAUCGUCAACCCUUUGUCAUUAUCACCAAACACUAAUACGGUGUGGCGAGAGCGACGUGCAUUUGCCUAUUAUUUCGAAUGUGCUGCCUUCUCUAUUGGUGGUGGAUUGGAUCUUGAUUUCUGGCGCACUGUCGUCCCACAGGUUUGCCGCUAUGAACCUGCUGUUUGGGAUGCCAUCAUCACCAUUAGUGCGCUGUUUGAGUGCCCUCAACAAUGCCCAGAUCCCGUGCUACAACGUCGUGAUAAUCCUAUCUCUCUCACUAAAACCCGGCAAGACGCUUUGGGCUGGUACUCGCGCUCGGUAUCUGCUGUUCGCCAGCGCAUUGAGCAGGGUAGCGUAGACGCCUUUGUCGGACUGAUCAGUUGUGGAAAUGCAGACGGGGCAGUUAAGCUUUACCGUCAAGGCGUGCAGCUCAUUAUCGCCUUGCGUCCCCAACUAGAAUCUGGGGCUGCUAGUAAAGCUUCAUUGUUGGAGGAUACGAUUAUCCCGAUCUUUAUCCGUUUGGGAACAUUCGCUCUUGCCAUCAGUGGGGCUCCUGUGACCGCUUUACUACGAGACACCGAACAUGCCUUGACGGAACAGUUUGACUCACUCAAGUCUGCUCGCGAGGCGAUCGUGCUCUUAGCUAUAGAGAUUCCGCUCUUUGAAACCACUUGCAUAAAGCACUUACUCCAGGAACAUGUCUUAUAUGUGCCCGAGGAAUUCAAUAUUAGACUAUCCAGUCUGGCCGCCAAACUGAGGAACUGGCGUACUGCCUUUGAUAAGUUGAUGACAGUUCUUCGCGCCAAAGACAUCUUAUCGCUGCAACAGAUUGGUACCAGUGCCCUUCUGUUAAGUUAUCAUGAAAUGUUGUAUGUCAUGCUCGAGACCUGCACGUCAUUCUCAUUGAUGCAAUUCGACGCCUAUCUACCAAACUUUCAAAAUAUCGUUGAACAAUCUGCCAUUGCACCUAAAGCCUCGAUGCGACCAGACGGCACCCAACCACCAUUUACAUUUGACAUCAAUGUUGGUCUUCCGCUUUGGUUCACCAGUCUUCGAUGCCGUGAACCGCGUACCCGACGCGCGGCACUCGCUCUACUCCGCCAAGCGCCCUGGGUGCAAGGGUUUUACCAGUGCUCAAUAUGGGCAGCCGUGGGCCGAACAGUCAUGGACCUAGAAGAGUCACAUGCAAUGGCAAUGGAUUCAGUCCAUCAUACACCCAAUCUUGGUGCACUGGAGUCCGCAAACGGACCAAAUUCCAGCUCCGAACUUGCCGCAAGCUCAUAUUCUGGUCAUGCGGAUAUGGGGCCGAGAGUACCAACAGCACUGGUUAUCCCAGAGGAGGUGCGCAUUGGGCCCAUUUCUGCUUUUCGACCAAUGGAUGGGUUUCCCCCUGAAACCACAGAGGCAGAUAUCGCGAAGUGGAACCGGGGCCCUGAUCAAGUCUUUCUGCGGAUUUCCCGAAACGAGCGCGGUCUGACUGGCAAUUCUUGCCGGAUGGUGUACGAAUACUUUCCCCUUGACUUUUGA
Messenger RNA from Penicillium samsonianum, 1738 nucleotides. RefSeq names its product Zn(II)2Cys6 transcription factor domain-containing protein. The coding region runs from base 44 to 1738 and encodes 564 amino acids. The record is from RefSeq and is a predicted model, not a curated record. Gene Ontology annotation, molecular function: DNA-binding transcription factor activity, RNA polymerase II-specific; zinc ion binding. The transcript is spliced from 3 exons. Gene Ontology annotation, biological process: regulation of DNA-templated transcription. Lineage: Eukaryota; Fungi; Ascomycota; Eurotiomycetes; Eurotiales; Aspergillaceae.